Molecule: messenger RNA, 1863 nt
Organism: Paramecium sonneborni
Lineage: Eukaryota; Ciliophora; Oligohymenophorea; Peniculida; Parameciidae
Source: the annotation of a GenBank genome assembly
AUGCCAAAGAUAUUUGAAAACAUUACCAAGACUUUCAUAAUGUUGAAAAAUGAAUUUAUGUAUCAAUUAGACAUAUUUGGUCAACUUCCAAGCUUUACAGUUCUUAAUCGAAAUAAAUACACUUCUAAAUUAGGAUUUUUAAUGUCACUUUUGAUAGGAACCCUUAGUGCUUACUAUGUGAUAACAGAAAUCUCAUCUAUGAUUUCCAAAUCAAAACCCUCUAUAUAUUAAACAGAAUUAUAAGUGAUAGAAACAGAUGUAAACAAAACUAAUAAAAUAGUCUUAUUAUCUUAAUAAUGAUAAUUUUACACUAGCCAUAUCAAUUGCUAAUCGCUUCUCUUAGCCAUUGAUAGGAAUAAAUAAAUACUUUAACUUAAAUGUUAGUCAGUGCACUAGAGAAAGAAUUAAAGAUGGGAAAACAGGCAAUGUAACAGUGACAUUGAAGUAUAAAAUUUUGUAAAAUCAGGUGUGUUGAGAUGCCAAUAGAAACUUGCAACAUGUCUCAUUUUACAACUGAAUUAUAAUAAGGCUAUUUUAAUACCAUAAGAUUAGGAGGAGUUUAAUGUAUUAAUAGAGAUUACUUAAAUAACAAUCCCCCAGUAUAAAAAAAUUGAUAAAUUAGGUUUUAAAAGGUUAAUUCAAUGCUUUAGAAUACAAGUAUUUGUUUAUAUAAUUUUCUGCAUGUUAAAAUACAACCAAUUAACAAAGCUGCGCUCCUUAAGAAGAAAUUGAUGAUAUCUUAUAAGCUGGUCAUUAUAAUGUCUAUAAAACGGAUUAUUUAUCUUAACUUGAUCAUCCUGGAUAGCCUUAUAAAUAGAUUAUAACCAAUGAAUUUACUGGAUUUUCAUCGAGCACAUCAAAAAUGAUUGUAUAAUAGUAUAGAAUAGUAAAAACAAUUACAGAUGAAGGGUUGAUUUGGUAAUAAGAGAACAUUUAAUACAAUAUUUAAUAAACAGAAUGGAGAGAAAUAUCAGACUUUUAUAAUUAAUAAUAUUUAGUUCUUCAUGUUAUUAGAUUAGACUAUAAGCAGACAAAUAACUUAAGAACAUAUAUUAAAUUGCAAACAAUUUUAGCAAAGCUAGGAGGAAUAUUAUAAUUAUUUAUUUUAAUUGUUGCUAUAAUUUCUAAACCAAUUAUUGAAAAUUUAAUGAAGUUAGAAAUUGCGAAUUCUCUUUUUCGAUUUGAUGAAUUAGAUAAAUAAAUAUAACCUCAAACAAAAAAUUAAUUAAUUUAGAGUGAAAGAGAAUCUUAAUUUCCAGUUUAAAUCAAUAAUAAACAUAAUGAAAAUUUAUGUAAUCAUGAAAAUUAAAAGCUUAAUAAAUCUUUUAUUGAAACGUUUUUAAUCAUAUUUGGAUUUAAAAAAGAAAAGCAUUAUUAAUUUUUGAAAGCUAAAAAAAAAAUAAUUAAAAACCUAGAUAUUGUAACAAUCUUGAAAAGAUUAUAAGAGAUAGAUCUUUUGAAGAAAAUCUUGUUUUCAAAAGAGUAAAUUGAAAUUUUAAAAAAUUUGCCACCACCUUUGAUUAAUCCAAAGUCUUUAAUUAAUUAAAAACUGACAGAAGGAGAUGUAGAAAAGGAAAAUAGACCAAAUGUUUCACCUCUAUAAUGUUAGUAAAUUAGAAGUAGUUAAUAUCAAUUCAUACCAAAACUUACUCCAAAUUUAUCAAAAUCAUAUAUUGAUAACUAACUUUAAUAAUAUUUAGAUCAUUGCAAUGUAAUUUGAUAUUAAAUAUAAAGAACUCUUCCUCUAUAAAAAGGAGAUUUUCUAAUAGUUUAUUGAGAAGUCCUUGCUCUCCUUUAUCAAACAAUCAAUCAUUUAAAUGUGAUGAAAUAGAUGAGCCAAUAGUUUAGAAGCCAAAAUCAUGA